AUUAGUGUAAUGAAACCUCAACAACACUUACUGUACCGCUGACCAAAACACCAAAAUCGCCAAACAACUCUCAUCGCACAGUGAAUCAACUCUCACCACUCAGUGUCACGUGGCCUGAAUAGAGAACCAUGCUAAAUCUCAAUCGGAUUUUAAAAGAAUGUCUUUUUCCCACCUUUGACAGGAUCAGUACUUUAUAGGCUACCUAAGCAUGCCCAUACUAGAGAUACAGACCAACUUAAAUGCUGAUGCCCUGCCGUCUGAUUUUUGUGUCAAAUUAGUGGAGAUGUCCGCCUCCAUUUUCAAGCGUCCUAAACAUGCCAUGCUGGUGGCGCUGUCAACUGACGAAAGGCUGUAUGCGGGGGUGGACGGCACUGACCCUGUGUUCCUGAUGCGAGUCAUCAACGCCGACGCAUUCGAAGAUGCUGACGAAAACCGACAAACCAUCAAGGCGCUGUCGGACUUCCUUAGUGGAGAGAUUGGUGUUCCUGAAAAAAGCAUUCGCAUCAUUCUUGUCAACGCUCCUUCCACUUGCGUUGGCAUUUCAGAGGGAUUGCUGGCUGACGUCAUCCAGGAACGCCAAAGAGCAAGCAAUACUAAACCACCAUCGCAAGAAUAGAUGGACAAAUGAGCGUAAAUCCGGCGGACAUAAUUGAAAGGGGAUGGAUCAUGCACAGCAGUUUUUUGUGCGAAACUAAAAAAAUCUUACCAACACCAUGUAAUCAAUCAAUUAAUAUAGAUACAGUCAGAAGGUAACUCAACAGUACAUCAGCGUAAAAUUAAUAUUGCUCUCAGAGAAUUAGGUCAGACGUACAAAUUACAUGAUAAGUUUAGUGUGCCAAUAUAAACCCUUUCCUACGUUUGCAAUGCAUUGUGGGCAUGCAUGACAAACAAACAAAGCAUGACCCUAUGGAAGUCAUCUUGGCACGACUUUUUAAUUUCAGAAUACAUUUUCUAAUUUCCAAGAAUGAUCACUUAAUGCAAAUUACCUGCCAAACAAAUAG
Acanthaster planci (crown-of-thorns starfish) is the source of this 1001-nucleotide messenger RNA. RefSeq names its product MIF-like protein mif-2. Gene Ontology annotation, molecular function: cytokine activity; phenylpyruvate tautomerase activity. Lineage: Eukaryota; Metazoa; Echinodermata; Asteroidea; Valvatida; Acanthasteridae. The record is from RefSeq and is a predicted model, not a curated record.